This is a messenger RNA of Penaeus chinensis, 1152 nucleotides long. RefSeq lists its product as uncharacterized. The record is from RefSeq and is a predicted model, not a curated record. The coding region runs from base 1 to 1152 and encodes 383 amino acids. Lineage: Eukaryota; Metazoa; Arthropoda; Malacostraca; Decapoda; Penaeidae. The transcript has 7 exons.
AUGGCAGCUAGGAAAUGGUCACGGCCAAUUAAUCUUGUGUGUUUAAGUCUUUUCGUUCUCCUCUUACACUCGUGUGGAGGGAAUGUGGUGGUGUUGGAGAAUGAGGGAGGGACGGAACGUGGACCCUGUGUGGAGGGGGAGCGUGGAGAGGGAGUGAAUUGUGGUGAAGAUGAUACCAUUGAAGUUAGGUACGACCUCCUGUGGAACUCGGAUAUCGCGACCUACGAGUUCAACGACGACCUGGCUUCAGUCAGCUGCUCCAACGACUCCGUAUGUAGAGCAUGUCUGCCAGACCUGGAUGUCGCCCUCAUGCAGAAUUCCCCCCUCCCGACCGCGCCCUUCUGUGACAUUGACAGAAACGCCACAGGGCCCGGGCGGUGCACCUGCGGGGAAGGUCGGUGCGUGUCUUACAGCAGGGAUAUGAGCACGAGUUCGGUCUACUAUUACUGCGGGCCUUGCGGUUGGGUCGGAGCGCGGUGCGUGGAGAGCAACUGCACGCACAAGCAAGCCGAAUGCUCCAACGGUUACUGCGAAUGCGUGCAAAAUGGCCUCUUCUACGACCUUAAUUUCUGUUACUACCCUUACUUCGGCAAGACCAUGAUUCUGGAAAUGUUGGCAAGCAGCGUUAUUGUUAUUGCUAUGUGCGGUGUCCUCGCCUUCUCCUACAACAGGUUAGGAAGGUCUCGUCAACGUGAUGAUAGUUCCUCGCCAUUUCCUUGGAGACGCGGAAGCCGAUCGCGUGAGGUAAGUCAUUUAUAUCGAAAAGCCUUUUAUCUCGUCUUACUUUCCGCUAACAAGAGCACAUUCCGUCCUUCUGAAACGAGCAACCGUUAUUUUAUCACAUUUAUUAUUUUGUUUUACUAUUUCUCAAAUCCCUUUCUUUCUUUAUUAUUAUUAUUAUUAUUUUUUUUUUUUAUACGAGGAAGUAUGUUAGAGUUAAAUCCCGGGUACUUUGCAGGGGAGAGGAUGCCUCCCUCUAUUGAGAAGAAUAAAAUUUUAAACUUUCUUGGCCUGAGAUUCACCUCGUUUGCGUGCCUUGCUUGCUGGGAUUAUAAUGACAUAGAUGAAAAUGUGUACUGGGUAAUCCCGGCUAACAAGUGUAACGUGAGGGGCCAUAACCUCACGGAUUGUGUGUAUAUGAGAGGAAAGUAA